Messenger RNA from Symbiodinium sp. CCMP2456, 2012 nucleotides. NCBI's taxonomy places the organism in Eukaryota, Dinophyceae, Suessiales, Symbiodiniaceae. The record is from the annotation of a GenBank genome assembly.
AUGCCAAAGGUUGCCAAGGCAGCCGAUUCAUCUGGCACGCCAGGAAGCUCUCCACCAGGAGAGGUACCUGUGCUGUCGCCAGAGGCCCUUCAAAAGCUCAUCAGAGAGCACGAGCUGGAGGAGGAGAAGAAGCGCCAGGGCACAGAGAUGGAGGGCCUAGCAGAUAUGCGUAUCAGUCCGGGGACACCGUCCACGGCAAGGUGGAUGCGCAUAGGAGGGCCAGCGUAUGUACUCCACAAACGGCGAUCCCUACGUGAAGCUCGCUCCGUGGCACGCCCGUACGAUAUGCGGGAUCUCCUGGGUGGUGAGUACAACUGGGCGACCUGGAUGCAGCCCCCUCUCUCCGGGUAUUCCUUGCACUUUUCCUAUUUGGCUUUCGAGUUUGGAAAGUUGCAAGGGAACUACCUGGUGGAGUUUCGCGACAAGCCGAAGGUCUACACCGGUGGUUACACGAGUCCCUUCGAAAAACACCCCGGUGGAAUCCCCAAGCUUCUCGAUGACCUCCGCAUGGCCUCCGAGAAUGAGUUCCGUCCUCUUGUCAAAGAGAUCGGCUUCAAGCGCCCGUACCGUGAAAUCCAGUAUGUCCGUGAGGACUUUUGCACGCUGGUCUCGGUCAUCACUGAAGCGUACGGGCCCGACUUCUUCGCCUACAUUCAGCGCCGUGCGCAGAAUACGGAGGUUCGUCGGAAGUACCUCGUCAAGACUGUUGAGGGGUACGGCCUGUACGACUCGACGCUUCAGCAGCCGUUCAAUGGCCCGUGUAUUCUCGCCUGCCUUGAGAAGGUCUUCAUGCAGAACGCUGAACAGAAGGACUUCAAGUCUAAGUUCGGUCGCAAGGCAAAGAAGGACCUUAUGGCAUACCUUGCACUCAAGGAACAGCGGGAAGCUCAACUGGAAGAGCUCUACACGCGGUCAGCGGACUUACCACCGGGUAAGAUGGCUGGCUCGGCAAAGACAGAAGCACCCGAUGUGCCAAUGGAGACCGAAGCUCCAGAAAGCUCUUCACAGGGAGAGGAAUGUGGGGUAAAGGUCGAACCUUCCGAAAGCUCUUUACUGGAAGAGGCAUCGAACACCAAGGAUGAGCACAUGGGUGACAACGACGAACCGAUGGCACCAGAGAGCUCUUCAUCUGAAGAGGCGUCUACGCCUGACAUUUCACCCGAAAAGGAUGCCAAAGGUCCUACUCUCCACGACCAGGGCAUCUGGGGAAAAUGCGAGAACGUCGUUGAUCCGGAGGCUUUUAAAAGGGCUGCUAAGGAAGCCGAGACUCAGAACGAGUCCGCGUUCAACAACAAGGAGGACGCAAAGGAGAAGUACGGCCUCGAAGAUACUAAGGAGUAUCAGGAUUUCAUUUCUACCUUGGCACAGAGAGAGAAGACUAGCCCUAUGUAUAUCCGAGAUGAAACCUAUGACCCUGUCAAUGCGUUCAAGAUGCAGCACAUGAAUUGGCGCGUUCGACGAGAGCCGCACUCAGCUCAGAAGUACACCCUGUCAGAAGAGGAUCUCUUCAAACAGCUAUGCAACAUGGCUCCCAUCUAUGAACGUCGCCCUGACCGCCUGGACGUCAUUUUUCGGACAGGUGAUGUGCGCGCCACUCUUGACGACAAGUUGAUGGAGAGGGCAUCUGCCUCUAAGGCCGCAGCGUUUGAAGCCGCAGCGCUUGAAGCGUACGAUGCUCUCUUAAGAAUUGGAGAAGGAGCUUCUGAAUGCAAUGCUCCAUUUUUCCUCGGGGCUGGUGUUGAUGAAGAGGAUAUCGGAGACUUGUCACUGGACAAGAUACCGAAUCCUAUCUUCUUUCGUUUUGGUUUGGCGGAAGAUGGACCAGUUCCUAUCUACACCUCCAUAACCAAAUGCACUGCACUGGUUGUCAAUUUGGGGAACCUGGCACGCGGCAGGAAGAGGUCAGCGCCGUCAGCAUUCGCCGACUACAUCGACUACGAUGACACGCGCUUCUUUAUGCUGCGAAGCCUCCGCGGUGUCUUCUCAGGAGUUCGAUUUCCUGCGCUACAGAG